Molecule: messenger RNA, 544 nt
Organism: Nestor notabilis (Kea)
Lineage: Eukaryota; Metazoa; Chordata; Aves; Psittaciformes; Psittacidae
Product: S phase cyclin A-associated protein in the endoplasmic reticulum-like
Exons: 3
Source: RefSeq, a predicted model, not a curated record
UUACGUGGUGAACAUAGGACUGAUAGACAAGCUGUGCUGCUGUUUCCUCUCUGUUCAAGGCCCUGUUGAUGAGAAUCCCAAAAUAGCAACUUUUCUACAAAGUGCCACAGCAGUGUUGCAUGGAAUAUGUCAACUCUGUUUUGGUGUCAAUGGAAGAUCUUGGAGCAUAUUUGACAGUACACGUCAGGACCCCACAGGACUAACGGCAGUUCUCCAGUCUACAGAUCUGGUUGGAGUCUUGCAUAUGCUGUACUGUGUUCUUUUCCACGGGACAAUUUCAGAUCCAAACACAGCCAGCCCUAAAGACAGCUAUGCAGCGAACACAGUCCAGGUUGCCAUUCAGAGUUUACGUUUCUUCAAUAGCUUUGCUGUUCUUGAUCUGCCUGCCUUUCAGUCUAUUGUGGGUGCCGAAGGCCUGUCCCUUGCAUUCCGGCAUAUUAUCAGCUCUCUGCUGUGGUACUGUUCCCAGAAUACCUGUGAAGGAUUGCUCCACGAAGUCAUUAUUUGUGUGGGAUAUUUUACUGUAAACAACACUGAUAAUCAG